GGAAUAUUUGGCAGUUACUGUUCAUACAGUACUAUGAUAGUCUUAGACUGGUGUUUAUCCUACUUCCGGUUUCCUGGAUCCAGGGCGCUCAUUGACUCCACAGGCUGUCACAGAAUCCGCGCGUGCGCAUUUCGACGUCAAGACCGCUGUGUCUGCGCGCUAUGAUGACGUCAAAAGUGACGGACGUUCUGCUACAGUUAGUUCCUCCACGUGAAGUAGCGAUAUCUGGCUGAGAAGUCGUCCGGUCGCGGAGCCCGAGCUAUCGGAGGGCAGCAUGAAGGAGACUCCGCUUUCUAACUGCGAGCGGGCGUUCCUGCUCCAGGCCAUCACCGAGAAGAAGGUGUGAGCGCACCCAGCGUGCUGCUAUUAGGGAGAGCCAGCCCCGCACUGCCUCUAUAUGUAUUAUAUUACCAUAUCUUAUAGCUCUGGGAACCUGCAUGGAAUACACAGCGUGCUGCUAUUAGGGAGAGCUAGCCCUGCACUGCCUCUAUAUGUAUUAUAUUACCAUAUCUUAUAGCUCUGGGAACCUGCAUGGAAUACACAGCGUGCUGCUAUUAGGGAGAGCUGGCCCCGCACUGCCUCUAUAUGUAUUAUAUUACCAUAUCUUAUAGCUCUGGAAACCUGCAUGGAAUACACAGUGUGCUGCUAUUAGGGAGAGCCGGCCCUGCACUGUCUCUAUAUGUAUUAUAUUACCAUAUCUUAUAGCUCUGGAAACCUGCAUGGAAUACACCGCGUGCUGCUAUUAGGGAGAGCUGGCCCCGCACUGCCUCUAUAUGUAUUAUAUUACCAUAUCUUAUAGCUCUGGAAACCUGCAUGGAAUACACCGCGUGCUAUUAGGGAGAGCUGGCCCUGCACUGUCUCUAUAUGUAUUAUAUUACCAUAUCUUAUAGCUCUGGAAACCUGCAUGGAAUACACAGCGUGCUGCUAUUAGGGAGAGCCAGCCCCGCACUGCCUCUAUAUGUAUUAUAUUACCAUAUCUUAUAGCUCUGGAAACCUGCAUGGAAUACACAGCGUGCUGCUAUUAGGGAAAGCUGGCCCUGCACUGCCUCUAUAUGUAUUAUAUUACCAUAUCUUAUAGCUCUGGGAACCUGCAUGGAAUACACAGUGUGCUGCUAUUAGGGAGAGCCGGCCCUGCACUGUCUCUAUAUGUAUUAUAUUACCAUAUCUUAUAGCUCUGGAAACCUGCAUGGAAUACACAGUGUGCUGCUAUUAGGGAGAGCCGGCCCCGCACUGCCUCUAUAUGUAUUAUAUUACCAUAUCUUAUAGCUCUGGGAACCUGCAUGGAAUACACAGCGUGCUGCUAUUAGGGAGAGCUGGCCCCGCACUGCCUCUAUAUGUAUUAUAUUACCAUAUCUUAUAGCUCUGGGAACCUGCAUGGAAUACACAGUGUGCUGCUAUUAGGGAGAGCCGGCCCUGCACUGUCUCUAUAUGUAUUAUAUUACCAUAUCUUAUAGCUCUGGAAACCUGCAUGGAAUACCCAGCGUGCUGCUAUUAGGGAGAGCUGGCCCCGCACUGUCUCUAUAUGUAUUAUAUUACCAUAUCUUAUAGCUCUGGAAACCUGCAUGUAAUACACAGCGUGCUGCUAUUAGGGAGAGCUGGCCCCGCACUGCCUCUAUAUGUAUUAUAUUACCAUAUCUUAUAGCUCUGGAAACCUGCAUGGAAUACACAGCGUGCUGCUAUUAGGGAGAGCUGGCCCUGCACUGCCUCUAUAUGUAUUAUAUUACCAUAUCUUAUAGCUCUGGAAACCUGCAUGGAAUACACAGCGUGCUGCUAUUAGGGAGAGCUGGCCCCGCACUGCCUCUAUAUGUAUUAUAUUACCAUAUCUUAUAGCUCUGGAAACCUGCAUGGAAUACACAGCGUGCUGCUAUUAGGGAGAGCUGGCCCUGCACUGUCUCUAUAUGUAUUAUAUUACCAUAUCUUAUAGCUCUGGGAACCUGCAUGGAAUACUCAGUGUGCUGCUAUUAGGGAGAGCUAGCCCUGCACUGUCUCUAUAUGUAUUAUAUUACCAUAUCUUAUAGCUCUGGAAACCUGCAUGGAAUACACAGCGUGCUGCUAUUAGGGAGAGCUAGCCCUGCACUGCCUCUAUAUGUAUUAUAUUACCAUAUCUUAUAGCUCUGGGAACCUGCAUGGAAUACACAGUGUGCUGCUAUUAGGGAGAGCCGGCCCCGCACUGUCUCUAUAUGUAUUAUAUUACCAUAUCUUAUAGCUCUGGAAACCUGCAUGGAAUACACAGCGUGCUGCUAUUAGGGAGAGCUGGCCCUGCACUGUCUCUAUAUGUAUUAUAUUACCAUAUCUUAUAGCUCUGGAAACCUGCAUGGAAUACACAGCGUGCUGCUAUUAGGGAGAGCUAGCCCUGCACUGUCUCUAUAUGUAUUAUAUUACCAUAUCUUAUAGCUCUGGAAACCUGCAUGGAAUACACAGCGUGCUGCUAUUAGGGAGAGCUGGCCCUGCACUGCCUCUAUAUGUAUUAUAUUACCAUAUCUUAUAGCUCUGGAAACCUGCAUGGAAUACACAGCGUGCUGCUAUUAGGGAGAGCCGCCCUGCACUGUCUCUAUAUGUAUUAUAUUACCAUAUCUUAUAGCUCUGGAAACCUGCAUGGAAUACACAGCGCUGCUAUUAGGGAGAGCUGGCCCUGCACUGCCUCUAUAUGUAUUAUAUUACCAUAUCUUAUAGCUCUGGAAACCUGCAUGGAAUACACCGCGCUAUUAGGGAGAGCUGGCCCUGCACUGUCUCUAUAUGUAUUAUAUUACCAUAUCUUAUAGCUCUGGAAACCUGCAUGGAAUACACAGCGUGCUGCUAUUAGGGAGAGCUGGCCCCGCACUGCCUCUAUAUGUAUUAUAUUACCAUAUCUUAUAGCUCUGGAAACCUGCAUGGAAUACACAGCGUGCUGCUAUUAGGGAGAGCUGGCCCCGCACUGCCUCUAUAUGUAUUAUAUUACCAUAUCUUAUAGCUCUGGAAACCUGCAUGGAAUACACAGCGUGCUGCUAUUAGGGAGAGCUGGCCCCGCACUGCCUCUAUAUGUAUUAUAUUACCAUAUCUUAUAGCUCUGGAAACCUGCAUGGAAUACACAGCGUGCUGCUAUUAGGGAGAGCUAGCACUGCACUGUCUCUAUAUGUAUUAUAUUACCAUAUCUUAUAGCUCUGGAAACCUGCAAAAAAUGUUUUCCUGGCACUGUAGCUUCCACCUGUGUCAAGGCCCACCCCGUUGGUGCAGAGGGGGUUAAUAACCCCUUCUGUCACUUACCUGGGUCCCUCGCCGCUGGCUCAGCUCCGCCCACACCCUGCCGACAUCUGCUGGCAGGAGACCUAAUGGGCAUGUGCAGCAAUGGCCGUGCUCGCAUUAGGAUUUCCCCAUGGGGAAGAAUUAUUCAAUGCUUUCCUAUGGGGAUUCCGGUGACGCUGGAGGUCCUCAUGCAUGGCGCGAGUAUGUCCAGCGUCGUUUAGGCGACCAAAAGUAGUCUACCUGGAAGUCCCUCUAGUGGCUAUCUGGUAGACAGCUGCUAGAGGAGGAGUUAACCCUGCAAGGUAAUUAUUGCAAUAAUUACCACUGUAGGGUUAAGGGUGAUGGGAGUUUGCACCCAGAUCACUUCAAUGAGCUGAAGUGGUCUAGGUGCCUACAGUGCCUGUUUAUAAGUGAAUUUCAAAUUUCAGUUAAAAUAGCCAAAUGGGGAGGGGGAAAAAAAAUCUCUCAAUUGUUUCCAGUUUGGCUACUUGGACCUAAAAUUUUGAAAUUCAUGACAAUUCAUACUUUAGAUUGUAAACCUGGCAGAUGUGCAAGAAAACCCCUUUUUAAUGUUUGUCACUCGGGCGCCCAUUUUUCAAAAUACAUAUUGUUAUAAAUUAAGGUAUAUAAUACCUUACUUGGGCCCUGGAUAAAUAAAUUUCUUUUGAUAUGUAUGAACGUCUGAGUAAAGGUUACAAACUAUUUCACCAGUAGUGCCACUCGCAGAAGUGAGAAUUCAAAGUGAAUUUCAAAUUCACAGUCAAAAUAGCCAAACUGGAAAGAAUUUCUAAGCCAGCUAUGCUUACAAUUUUGAUACUUUGGCUGUAAAUGUGAAAUACACUUUGAAUUCUCACUUUAGUAAUUAACCCUGAAUGUAUGUCACGUAAUGAUGUUUUGUCUAUGGAUGCUGAUUUGAAAAUGUUUAUCUUAAAGGAACACUAUAGUCACCUAAAUUACUUUAGCGAAAUAAAGCAGUUUUAGUGUAUAGAUCAUUCCCCUGCAAUUUCACUGCUCAACUCACUGCCAUUUAGGAGUUAAAUCACUUUGUUUCUGUUUAUGCAGCCCUAGCCACACCUCCCCUGGCUAUGAUUGACAGAGCCUGCAUGAAAAAAAACUGGUUUCACUUUCAAACAGACGUAAUUUACCUUUAAUUGUAUCUCAAUCUCUAAAUUGAACUUUAAUCACAUACAGGAGGCUCUUGCAGGGUCUAGCAAGCUAUUAACAUUGCAGGGGAUAAGAAAAUCUUAAUUAAAGAGAACUUGCAAUAAAGAAAGCCUAAAGAGGGCUCUCUUUACAGGAAGUGUUUAUGGAAGGCUGUGCAAGUCACAUGCAGGGAGGUGUGACUAGGGUUCAAAACAAAGGGAUUUAACUCCUGAAUGGCAGAGGAUUGAGCAGUGAGGCUGCAGGGGCAUGUUCUAUACACCAAAACUGCUUCAUUAAGCUAAAGUUGUUCAGAUGACUAUAGUGUCCCUUUAAUGCAUAUAGUAGUAAAGGCAUAAGGAUGUUAAUUCGCUAAAGACCAUAUUGUAAUGAAGUGAAAAUUGAAUUGCAAAAACAGCAUUUUCAAAACUUCUCAAACUUUGCCUUAGUCACAACUUGGCUAUUUUUGCUUAAAUUUUGCCAAUCUGUUAAUUUACUACAGUUCAAUGUUUAGUGAGUCUCAUACAAAUAUUAAGAUUUAGAUCUUUAUUACCAGCACCGUAGCCUGUUAAAAAAAAGACUAUUAUGAAAAACAAUGUUUAUUUUUAUUCUUGUAGCGUCUUGAUGGCAGACAAACCUAUGACUACAGGAAUAUUAAAAUUACAUUUGGAACAGACUAUGGCUGCUGUAUUGUUGAACUUGGAAAAACCAGGUAUGCGUCCUCCAAAAUGAACUCUUGAUGUAUAGAACUAACAUGUGAAAAUUAAGAACCGUUGUGUAUGAUGUAGAGAUUUUUUUUUUUUUAUGUUUACUAAGGAAACGUUUUUAACAAAACCUGCCCGAGAAAUCUUUGUACUCCAAUUCUUGCAUUCUUCCUUUCCAAGAUGCAUCUUAUUUCUUUCUGAUUUGGCUGCAUAUUUUAUGCACUUAUAAACCUCUUAGCAUCAACAGACCUUAUGUCAGGGCUGUUAUAAUAUUGUAGAAUUUGCGUAAUAAUUCAACUGAAAUGGUUAACUGUAAGUGUUUAAAAUGUGCUUCAUACAGCAGGAGUGCACAAUUGCCUCUGAAAGAGUAUCAUGCAAAAAUACAGUUUUGUGUAAAGUGUUCUCAUUGCAAGAUUAAACUCCCGCUAAGGGCAUACUGACAGCCAGCAGAGAUACAUCCGCCAAAAUGAUGGAGUAAAACUCCACAAUUUCAAUCACAUGGUCUCAGACUAUCUGGUACAGUGCAACUUUUGUCUGCACAUGCACACUUGUCUCCCAAUGCUUUCCUAUGUGAAAGCAUUGGAUUGGUUUAGAUUAUCAAUAUCAAUGAUCUCCGCCAAAGAGGCAGAAUGUAACGCAGGAGUAUAGGGCACACUCUUCACAUAAAGCUUUUCAGCAAGCUAAAGUGCUUUAGGGGUCUGGAGUGUCCAUUUAAGCAAAGGUAAGAAUCCCUUACACUAUUUUAAAGUUUGGUAACAAAAUGUAAUCUAGUGUUUAAACAAGUAUAAAUGUGUGAUAACUCGGUUGUCUUGCUACUCCAGUCAUAAUUAGCAUGGUUUUAGUAUAUUGUAUAUGGCUUCUGUGAUCUUUCUUGAUGUAACUGUUUCUAAAAUAUAGAAAAGAUAUUGUUAAAAUUGUCUAAAAAUGUUUACUUUCUGUAUUCAUUUGGUUUUUAAUUUCAAAAAGGGACCAAUGUAUCUAAUUGAGAUGUUUGAAUGUAAGCAAUAUAUAGAACAAAAUAUUCUAUAAUUACCACUAGGGUGCAGCACUACAGUAGGAAAAUUAGAUUUAAUUAGUAGUUUGUAUCUUGGUGAAAACUGUUUAUGCUAAUGUCUGAGAUGUAUAAGGUCUGCAGCAAAAAAGAUGAAAAGAAAAACCCUACUCGCAUAAUUACACCAGGGUUUAUAAAGUAUAUACUGCGUUGUUUUUGUUUGUCAGUAAAAAGGAUUGCCUUAUGCAGACACCUGCACAAUCACUAGCUCUUGAAUACUCACACUCACACAUAACUUAUUAGCCACGUUCACAAUCUACCACCUCAAAUACUCUAAAAAUAAAAAAUAACUAAUUAUACUGACUCACGCAUAAUUACAUAACUAGCCAUAUACCUAAUAUUCAUGUACAUCUGGUCUCGAUAAUGACCCUGUGGUGUCAAAACAUAGAUUUUUGGCAUGUAUAAUGAAAACUGAAUUGUAUUCCUAACAGGCACUAUUUAAUAUUGGUUUCUAUAUUUUACUAGAGUGCUUGGUCAAGUAUCCUGUGAACUUGUUGCUCCAAAAAUGAAUAGACCUACAGAAGGAAUCCUUUUCUUUAAUCUGGAACUUUCAUCUAUGGCAUCUCCAGGAUUUGAAUCUGGAAGGUAAGAUAUAAUUGUCACUCGUAUAAUGUAGUCUAAUGAUAAAUAGGUAUACAACUGAUUUUAUGCACAUAAAACCAUUGUUCAACACAUGGCAUGGUAAGCUAUUCAGUUUUGUGUUGGUGGGUAGCGUGCUUAUCAAUAAAAAGAAGAAAAGGAGGAGAAAAAAAAGUGUGUGUGUAUAUGUGUAUAUAUAUAUAUAUAUAUAUAUAUAUAUAUAUAUAUAAUUAUACACACAAUUUCAAUACAAUGUUAAACAAAAAACUGCACACUAGUCAAGACUUGUUUUUCCCACCCAAAUCACACAUUUGCAGUGAUGUUACUACCUCAAAGGAUUCUGGGUGGGUAUAUGCAAAUUAGUUCAAAGAUUCACAUUUUGCCUCAUUCCAUUUUAAACAUGGAUUCGGUUGAGUCUGUUUGCUGUAUACAACAGCUUUCAAACACAACUUAGGAAAAGAUGCAAUGCCAGUGAACCACUCAUGGACUGCUGUUUCAUUGUUAAUUCAAAUUAUCAGCAUGUGGUUGAUUUUUGGCUUGCAAUUGAGGCUUGGCAGUACUUUUUUUUAUACACUGUUCUGUAAAUGGUGCAACAUGUUUGCCAGACAGGGCAAAAUUACUUAACGUGUCUAAGCGUUUCAUAACUCUUUUGUUGUUGUAGGUCAUCAGAACUGGUGGUAAAGUUAAACAGAUUACUAGAGAGGUGUCUGAGGAACUCAAAGUGCAUAGAUACUGAAUCCCUUUGUAUUGCUGCUGGAGAAAAGGUGAACACAAGAACCAUUUAUAGCUUCUUAAUUAACCCACAAAUUGCUGUCACAAGGACCCGGUGCUUAAGGCCAGUAAUGAAUGUUUUGCUUAUUGGACAUUCUGUUCCAUUCACACUAACCGUAGUUAAUUGAGUGGGUCUUUGUGUUUUGGAAUAAAAUCUUUAAACGGGGCUUCAUUGACCACUGUAAAUCUUACACUUCAUAAACUCUUGUUUUAUCUUUUAAGUAGAUAUGCUCCCAAAGAAAACAUGGAUGUUUCUUUGUAGGUAAAUGAACAAACAGCUUGCAAAAGUUGAAGACCUGCUGUCUGCAGCCUUUGCAUACCCUCCUCUCUUUCCCCAGCACAGACUCUGUAUGCCACGGAAAACACCAAUCGGAGGCUUUUAAGUGAGGAGCCUCUUUGCUGGAGUGCACUCGAUCACUGCUUUCCAGUGUGUCUCAAGGAGCUGUAGUACAGCUAAUUAGCAAGGCAUGCACACUGUAGCUCAGUGCACCUGGCACUUACGUUGGCUUUGUGGAGCUAAUGAAAGCGGAAGAAAACACCUCCCUACUUCAAUUAUAAAAAUGCUGAAUUCUAUUGAUAAAUGGUCAAAAAAUGGCACACCAGACACAAAGCAGUUCAGCUGUUUUCUGAAGAGCUCCUUUAAGCUACCUCUGCAGCUUCCUAUUCUCCUGCCUACAGCGUACUCCCUGUGACAGUACCUCGUGGAAAAUCUUUUUCCUGCUCUUAGGACUGUACAGGGCUUAUACAACUUCUGAUUACUGCAAGAGCUAAAUGAAAUAAUGGGGCAUUGUCAGAUUAAAACUCUGCUUAGAGUUUGGAAAUCUGAUGGUCAGCUCUCACCCUUCAAAGAUACCAUGCAGAGUGUACUUUAAAGGCUACAACAAACAGCCUGCAUGUCUCGUAGACAAGUACAAAUUAUCAAAAAAGUUACCUGUGCGUUAUCCCAAAUCCAUAGGCACUUUUAAAUAAGAGCUUAGUACCAUUCGACUGGCCAUUAAAGUGUAAGCUCACCUGCCACGUCAAGGCAAUUCUCUUAAGUCCUACACUAACAAUUUACCUUGCAGCUUUUAGCUAUGCAGAAUCUCUAAUGGGACAUUAAAAUGAACCCCUACAUCCUACACCUUUUAAUAGGGCACACAUGGGGUGGAUGCAGUAACAUGGCUGUUUUAGUAGAGAAAAAAAUACAAAUACACAAAAUUAAGCUUUACCUUAGAACUCCCAUUAUACUCUUGGGCGGCAGCAAUGGCUAUAUUCAAAUGGAUAUAUAUAAAGGUGAUGUCUUCACUACAUGUUACGUAAUCCCCUUCUGCUUAAAGACUUGUAGGAUAUGCACAUCACACCUUUUAAAAAUAGUUGGAGGUACAGGAUUAUGUGGGGAAAUCCCAUCAGAGUAUUUUUAUAUUGACUUCUCUUUUUUUACUGUAUUAUCUGUAUAAUGCAUUAAAAAGCAAGGCAUACUUUAAGGUGGAAGUUGCUAAAUCUGCUCUAAAAGUUAUUUGUCUGACUCUGCUUUACCAUUCAAAAAGGCGCUGUUUAUGGGGAAUUGCUCCAUUAAACCACUUUCACUAUGCUACCACCCGCGCUGGCUUAUCGCUUGGUAAAAAUAACUCUUAUACAUGCUUUUGUGGGAAACGGAACUUGGCCAAAUAUUCUCAUUAAACACAUGGCAAAGAGUGUUGACCCAAGUACUCAAGUCUUCAUACUGCUUUGUACACUGGGAAACAAACCGGAAAUUACUCACGAGGUGGUACCUGUCCCAAAUAGGCUACUGCAUAUUUGCCCAGACUCUUUAAACAUCUGAUGGACAUGUGGCAAAGAAGUGGGCACCCUAACACACACUUUUUGCAAAUGUCCUACUUUAGACAGACGUUUGAGCACUCAUCGUAAACCUAUCACGUUCACCAUACCUAACUCACCGAAAGCGUUGCUGCUGGAUAUUUUCCCUCACACAAUGAAAGGGCCAAUGAGGUCCUCCUACAACACAUUAAUAGCCUCUAAAGCAACAAUUGCAUACCAUUGGAAAUCUAAGAAAAUCCUUUCUAUUACAGACAUUAAAUCUUGAGUUGAUGUGGUGAAACAAUACAUAGAAAUGAGUCACCAUUUCCUAGGCUUCUUUGACAAAUUCAAGAAAGCAUCGACUUUGUGGUCCUAACCAAACGAGUCUCCCAGAGAGCACCACUGGGGUCUCCCACUCACUCCCUUCUACUUCCCUUCUUUCCAAUCACUCCUGCCUUUCUCCUGCAAUUGAACAGUUUGUACACCUACCUUCAAGUACCAGAGACACACAGGGCCCUGACCUGUAGAUGCACAGUUACAAGCAAGGGAAUCACUGGUGCCUCAAAUUUCUAAUGAUUUCACCCGUAAGUGCUUAGUAACAUUUAUUAUGUUGAAUGUUAACAAGUUCUUUGAUGACAAAUGCUAUAUCAGUGACUGUGCUUGCCACGUUCUAUUAAUAUGACUUGUACAUUUGUAUCUGUUGUAUCCUGGUGUAUACUCCCCCUUCAUUUUCUGUGAUUGUCUUUAAAUGGGAAAAUCUAUAAAGAAUUAAACACUGAAAAAAAAGAUAUUUGUACUGAAGUACAAUAUAAAUUUACCGUAUAUAUAUAUAUAUUAGCGUAUAAGUCGACCCGAAUAUAAGUCGAGACCCCUAAUUUUACCCCAAAAAACUGGGAAAACGUAUUGACUCGAUUAUAAGACUAGGGUGGGAAGUGCAGCAGCUACUAGUGAAUUUCUAAAUAAAAUUAUCCCCCCAAAAUUAUAUUUAUUGAAUAUUUACAGUGUGUGUGUGUUUUGCAGAGCUUUGGUGGUGGGCAUUUUUUUUUAAAAUUUUAUUAUUUAUAUUUUCUUCGUCCACCCCCCUUUCCCUGCGUGAUACAUGGCAGGGAGGGGGGGCUCUCAUUCCAUGGUGGUCCAGUGGAUGGGCUGUGUAGGAAGGGGGCUGGCAGAGAGCUGUAACUUACCUUUCCUGCAGCUCCUGUCAGCUCCCUUCUCUCUCCUCUGGUCUGGUCAGCUCCACUGUAAAGUCUCGCCAUGUAAAUGCCACGGGGAGCGUUGCCACAGUAACCCGUGGCAACGCUCUGACCCCGCGGCUCUCGCGAGACUUACAGUGGAGCUGACAGGAGCUGCAGGAAAGGUAAAUAACCGCUCGCUGCCAGCCCCCAACAGGACCGCUGGGCUUGCAAUGAGCCCGGCGGUCCUGGUCUGUAUUAUGGCAAUGUAAGUUGUCAUAAUACAGACAGUGACUCGAGUAUAAGACGAGUGAGGGUUUUUUCAGCACAAAUAUACAGUGUACUCAAAUAUACGGUAAUUACUAUUUUACCAUACUAACAAGAUCACAAAUGUAGCAGUGCAGUUAUUCACUACUUACUUUGCUAACUUGAUUAGUAAUACUGAGUAAUAUUUUGUAAAAAAAAAAAAAAAAUUUGUUUGUUUAAAAAAAGGAACUCCUACGGAUAGUAUUGCAUGAAUUUUUUUUACUUGAGUAGCAUCUGUAAAAUACUUUGAUUCCUAAUCAUAAACGUGUUUGUUUUGUUUCGUCAAAAUUAUAAGCAGCAGAGAAAUGUUAAAACACAAUUUAUGAUAAGAUAUGGAAUCCACUUCCUCUGGUAUUGCCUUAUAUCCAUUAUUCAAUUCAUGAGAGGACAACUUAUAUCCAUACUCCACACUCACAGAAUAUAUAGUUUAACAUAUUUUAUUAGUCACAUUAUAAAAAGUAGGGUAAUUAUACACACAUUUGCAUAACAUGCAAUAAUCAUGCAUGCUCUGAAUACUUAUUCGAAUUUGGGGAAUGUAAAUAUUUUUUUUAUUUUUCCUCCUAUAUUCAUCUACAGGUGUGGCAAAUACGUGUCGACCUUCAUUUGCUGAAUCAUGAAGGAAACAUCAUAGACGCAGCGAGCAUUGCUGCAAUUGCAGCACUCAGUCAUUUCAGGAGGCCUGAUGUGUCCGUUCAAGGUGAAGAAGUCACUGUGGUGAGUUCUAAAUUAUAAAUGUAACUUUUCCAUAGAGCAUGAGUCCUUAUUAUGUAAAGCGUCCAUGUGUUUUUACCUCGUUGUUAGAGUGAAUAAUGUGCAGAAAGUACGUUUUCCUACAACCUUGCACAAAAAUUGCCUAAAUGUAAUGCAUGUGGGCACAAAUGACUGGGUUAUCAACUAUAAACUCAAAUAAAGUAGACCUAGUAUUUAAUGUCCUAUUUGUUAAAACAGUUAUCCACCUUUCUGAGAGUGAUGAUGCACACAUAAAAAGAUAUCAAUAAAAGCCUUUUACUAAUGAGUUGCUUGAAGAUCCGUCUGCAAUGUGUUGUUGAUGAAAGGUCCCUAGCUUUACAAGCAAAGCAUAUCUUUUCUAUAUUUUUAUUUACCUGCAAAAGCAGUGUUGAACUAUAGUAUGUUAUCCGUAUCCUGUGCGUUAUUUAUUUCUUUUGUACACUUGUACUUCUUUAAACCUACACCUUGCCAUAAUGACUGCCGAAAACAAAAUAUCUUAAUUCCUGCUGCAAUAUAUUACCAGGCAAUCCAUGCCAGCUUCCUUCAACCCUUUAGUUAGUCUUUACUACCUGGAUUGAUGUGCAAAUGGACUAUUGCACUGCAAUGUUAAAUUGUCAGAUGACCCCUAGAUUACGUAAGAGUGAAGCCAAUAAACUCUCUCUCUGUAAUGCUAGUUUAAUUAUCAUAUUUAUAUAUGUAUUUUUUUUUUAUUUAUUUAUUUUUUUUAGUACACGCCAGAGGAGCGUGACCCUGUUCCUCUCAGCAUUCAUCACAUGCCAAUAUGUGUCAGCUUUGCAUUUUUUCAGCAAGGGUAAGUAGAGGUGUGUAUAUAUAUAUAUUAUGCAUUUAUUUUUCCCAUUCAUUGACUACAGUCUGUUUUGCAUUUGUAAUCGCAAAGCAGUGACAGUGUACUAAGAGCACAAACAUUUGCAGGUAUUACAUCUGCUAAUAGAGGUUAGAGAUACAGACUGACCUUCUUGCAAAGAUCACUGGGCUGCAACCAGGAAGCUGCUCUAGGGCUGCCAGAGAGAUUACUUUGCUGAAACUACAAGGACUAUGUCUUUGCUGCUGUGCUGGUGUUUAAUGGAUGGAUUUAUUGGAUGGUAUUGAUUAUGUAUGUAUGUAUGUAUGUGUGUGUGUGUGUAUGUGUAUAUAUGUAUGUGUGUGUGUGUAUAUGUAUAUGUGUAUAUAGUUGCACUGUUUGAUCCUGAUGAAGGUCCCUGUGUGGACCGAAACGUUGUUUGUUCUUGUUUCUUGGAUGGAAUAAACCACACUUUAUAUUCAGAAGUCCGUGAGUGCAGCCUGCUUUGCUUCGUUUACUACAUUUAAGGUCCCUAAAGACUGGCACCCGGCAAGCCUAAUAAGGCAUAUUGGACUACAUUAAGCGUGAGUGCAAGGAAUUUUCUAUUGUGUGUGUGUGUGUGUGUGUGUGUGUAUGUAUGUAUGUGUAUAUAUGUGUGUAUAUAUAUAUAUAUAUAUAUAUAUAUAUAUAUAUCUCUCUGUCUCUAUCCCAGUAAAUGGAAAGCACUCCAGGGUCUUUGAGGUAUGGUAAAAUUUAACUUUUAAUUCAUAAAAAAAAAUAAAACCAACAUCAACGUUUCGGCUCACAUCUGGAGCCUUCUUCAGGAUGACAAACGUCAUGUGUGUGUGCUACCUAUCUUUUGAUCUAUCUGGAUAAAAUGUUAAUGUUCAGUUAAAUUAACAUUUUAUCCAGAUUUUCCUUUGUAAUUUGCUGAUCAAAACUGCAUUCAGACUUUAAAGAGUAACCCUGAUCAGGUCUAUCUUAGCUUUACAAAUUUACAAAAAAACAGCAUUGGAAAACCAGAAAAUAUACUUUUAUACCGCUUGUAGUAAAACAUAAACUGGUCAUCUUGGGUGUUCCAUGCAGCCGUUGUGACUGGGGAGGGGAAGGUAAAAGAUCUCUGGGCACGCGAACAUCAAUCUCUAAAAUGUUGUAGACUACUCUAUUUAUCUUUUUCCUUGUAAUCUAAGGACUAGGUGAAUUGCAAUAUCUAUUGGGCCAAAACUAUAUUUCGAGGUGGCAUUGAGAUCUUUUUGUUUUAUUGUAGUUUAGCAUUGGGUCACUGAACCUUUUCUUUAUAUUACUACCGCUAGGAUUUAGUUACUUUUGUGUUGGAGUCCUGAAGUCUUUAAUUUAUUGAAAGUGUUGACUUAAACAAGGGGGGUGGUAACCAAGAUAGAUAACAAAUUUGGGCAGCUACAUACCAGCAAGCGACUUGGCAGAUAGAAAAAAAAUAUAUUGCAUGUGCGCUCCACAAAUAAUUAGAGGAAACAAAAGAACGUUCCUAUAAAAUAUAUAUACUUUUUUUUAAUAAAAAAAUACCACCUGAAACAAUGAAAAACAAUUACCCUAGAUAUAUUUAAUAACUCUUAGGUGGGACAUAUAACACACUAAAUAAACAAUGUAUCCAAUUUUAACAUUGGUUCAUAUACUUCCCAAAAACUGCAACAGUUUCAACUAAUACAGAAGCAGCAUGUUGCAUUCCAAAGGGAAAGUCCAUGUGAACACAAAUGGCAACUAAAUGUUGCAAAUCUUAGUGAAAAACCCUUUUAUAACAUUGCAUGUAAAUUGUAUAAAAACUGUAGGUAAUGUUAGAUACUGGAUAAAUACCCCUCUCUAAGAGAAAAAUUAUCAAAUAUAUAUUUUAUAGGAAUGUUCCUCUAAUUAUUUGUGGAGUGCACGUGCUAUAUAUUUUUAGUUAAGUGUGCCAAAUUUUAGAAAAUGCUUUCAAACUAUCCAGAUAUGCUUCCUAAUCUGGGUCAAACUGCCCAAUGUAAAUGGUCUACAUACAGUAAAUGUUUGAGAAGGGGGUGCAUAACUUAGAUAGGAACAAGUCAUAUCAAUACCCCUGCUUCCUUGUGUCUGGCCCAUUUAAAUUGUCAAUAGGUGAUUAUCUUCUAGACUCUAAAAGCUUGUGUGUGCCCUCUGGGUGUGUCUGUAAACAGUAAGCACCAUCACACAGCUUCAUGUAAAAAGCACCUCUUCAUUUGUAAAUCUUGUAUAUUCAGUGGUGUAUUUGAAGAGUUCCAUUCGUUUAAAUAUAAACUGAUCACAUUCUGAAUACAUGUGCACAGUACCAGGUUUUUGAUUCAUUGAAUUGACUAUUGGCCCUUUUUUAUUUUUUGUUUUAAAGAAAUGGUUUAUUUGCUGUUAAAUCAAAGUGUAGAGAUGUAAUCCUAGUGUAUGUGAUCUGUCACGUAAAAUCUGUUAAACUUUUUGUAACAGUUUAGUUUUUAAUGUUUGGCUUUAGGACAUACUUGUUGGUGGAUCCCAGUGAACGCGAAGAGCGGGUUAUGGAUGGGCUGCUUGUGAUCGCUAUGAAUAAACAUCGGGAAAUUUGCACCAUUCAGUCAAGUGGAGGCAUCAUGUUACUGAAAGAUCAGGUGAUCUAAUAGUAUGGGCACACUGACUGCCCAGAUUAUAUGGAAAACUAAUCUACAUAUAAGGAUUUCAAGAAAAUAAGUUUUUCUUUCACACUUUCUCGAUUUUAAAUAGGAUUAUGCAUAAUUGAAUCACUAUGUAUGUAUGUAUGGACAUAUAUUCCCCAAGGUUCCAUUCUCUGCCCCCGACUAUUUACAUUAUUUAUAAAUGAUCUGCCUAAUGUCUGCAAAUCCUCAAAUGUACGCAGACAACACAGUAAUCUAUGCGAGCAAAUCCGAUCUACCGCAGCUUGAGGCUGUGCUCCAAGACCAGUUUACAGAGGUAGAAAAGUGUAUUGCAAAAAACAAACUCUUCCUAAACCCUGACAAAACUGUCAUAAUGAUCUUUGGAACAGUACCUAAAUUACACAAGAAAGCGGCCCGAUCCUCCUUUUCCUACAGAGCACCGUAAUUAUGGAACGACCUCCAGCACACUUUCAAAUCUUCCCCAAGCCUAAAGUCCUUUCACUCUCUCUACAUAACUCAAAACAAAAUGCACGUGUUAUGGUUGAUUAUAUAUUUCCUACCUGUUCUAUGUUAAAUUUUGUAUUCUAUUGUACCCUAAUGUAUCAAUGCAAUAUUUUGUGGACCCAGGACAAACUUGAAAACGAGAAAAAUUGCAAUGUAUUUUUCCUAGUUAAAUAUUUUAUAAAUAAAAAAAAAUAUUGUAUUGGGACACAUCUUUUAUGCAAUUAAGGUGUUUCAAUCAGACCUAUUGCUACAGGUGUAUAAAAUCAAGCAUGUAGCCAUGCUGAUUAUACUAAGAUAUGUAACAGGGUUGAUGUUCCAGGAGGGUUAAGCCAAAUGGCAAAUGAUUUAGGUAAACUAGAAAAAUGGUCAGAAUUGUGGCAACUGACAUUUAACGUGGAUAAGUGCAAGAUGAUGCAUCUUGGACGUAAAAACCCAAGGUCAGAGUACAGAAUAUUUGAUAGAGUCCUAACCUCAACAUAUGAGAAAAGGGAUUUAGUGGUGAUUAUUUCAGAUGACUUAAAGGUAGUCAGACAAUGUAAUAGAGCAGCAGGAAAUGCUAGCAGAAUGCUUGGUUGUAUAGGGAGAGGUAUUAGCAGUAGAAAGAGGGAAGUGCUCAUGCCAUUGUACAGAACACUGGUGAGACCUCACUUGGAGUAUUGUACACAGUACUGGAGACCGUAUCUUCAGAAGGAUAUUGAUACCUUAGAGAGGGUUCAGAGAAGGGCUACUAAACUGGUUCAUGGAUUGGGGGAUAAAACUUACCAGGAAAGGUUAAAGGAUCUUAACAUGUAUAGCUUGGAGGAAAGACGAGACGGGGGGGAUAUGAUAGAAACAUUUAAAUGGAUUUGGCGGAUGCCAGGAGAAAGUUGCCUGACUGCAUUUCCUGUACCAACUCCAAAGUUUGGUGGAUGAGGGAUAAUGGUGUGGGGCUAGGCCUCUUCAUUCCAGUGAAGGGAAAUCUUGAUUUCAGCAUACCAAACAUUUUGGACAAUGCUAUGUUUCCUACUUUGUGGGAACGGUUUGGGGAAGGCCCAUUUCUAUUCCACCAUGGUCCAUAAAGACUUUGCUGGAUGAGUUUGGUGUGGAAGAACUUGACUGGCUUUGACCUUAACCCUGUCAAACACCUUUUGGGAUUGACUUGAACAGAUAUCGUGAGCCAUGCCAUUUUCGGGCUAGCUAGCACCAGUUCUUUUCAUAUUGGACAUCUGUCGUCCGCAACAGGCAUCCAAUGGUGACACAACUCCGAUGUCCUCCACUAAGCCUUUCUUUCCAGACAUCCCUCCCCCUUCAACAAGGAAAUUGAUGUCAGCAGAGAAGAACUGGCCUGCAGGGACAACAUGGCCUCAGCAGCAGUAGUUUUGGAGAGGGGUUCUGGAUAGGACCAAAAACCGCAAUUUAUUGAAACACUGACUUUUGGUUAACCAUUCCGAUGCUCGUCAAGCACUUUAUACCUGUGCGCUAUAAGUUUGAGUAAAUGACCUCCUAUUUUCUGCUAUAUGUCUAUUAAUUGGAAUCUCAACAUAUACAUUGCCUUGUUUGUUUUCUUGUUUUUUUUGUUUGUUUUUUCUACUGUUUUACCUAAUUGUGGAUAUGUGGUUUUAGCAGUAGCUGUUGGUCAAGUUUUUUUGCUGCCAGUGUGUAUUUAUAAAUGACAUCUUAUGUCUGUAUCUUUCACCAUUCAUGGUACAAACAGGUUUUGAGAUGCAGCAAGGUAGCUGCAGUGAAGGUAGCAGAGAUAACAGAACUAAUACAGAAGGCUCUGGAGAAUGACAAAAAAGUCCGGUAAGUUCUCUGUCAAUGCUGCAUUUCCCAUUCUUGCCAUAACAUUGAGGUACCUAUGAUAAACAAUUUAUAUUUCAAAUAAAAUACCAGUUUAGGAUACAUUUACUAAUUAAAAAAAAAAAAAAAAACACAAGCACAAAUGCAGAGUUAAAGUGAACUCUAAGCACCAAAACCACUGCAGUUUAUUGUAAUGGUUACAGUGAAGGUGUUUUGGAAUAGUUUUGUCACCGUUUUCAAGCAGAUUGACAGAAAACUGGGCACUCCCAUUCCCCAAAACACUGCUGUCUUGAAUACUGCCUUGACGGAAGUUAGUUUCACCUCCUCCUUACACAUACAGAUCCUAUUAAAUUUGAAAAGCAAUUAUAGUCCGCGAGUGCUGCUUAUUUUUUUUUUUUUUUUUUGCAUAUUUUUUUCCAUAUUUAAAUGCACUUUCACUGGUUAUUAAAGGACCACUAUAGUCACUCGGACCACUUCAGCUCGAUGAAGUGGUCUGGGUGCCAGGUCCCCCAGGUUUUAAUCCUGCAGCUGUAAAGAUAGCUGUUUCAGAAAAACUAUGUUUACACUGCAGGGUUAUUCCAGCAUCUAGUGGCUGUCGUACUGACCGCCACUUCCCCAAAGCUCAAUGCGAAAAUCUCAUUGAGCACGCAGAACGUCCAUAGGAAAGCAUUGAGUAAUGCUUUCCUAUGGGCAUCUUUAAUGCGUGCGCGGCUCUAGCCGUGCAUGCGCAUUCAGCUCCACUCGGGAGUUGAUGUCGGAUGGAGAUGAGAGGUCACCAGCGCCGAGGGAGCGCUGGAUAAAGGUAAGUGGCUGAAGGGGUUUUAAUCCCUUCAACACAGCGGGAGGGAGACUCUUGAGGGUGGGGGGGAUCUAAGGAUUAUAUAGUGUCAGGAAAACAAGUUUAAUUACUUGAUAUUUUUUAUUUGAUAUUUAUGACUGACCUAUGCAAUAGAAUUACAAUAAUGUUAGUAUUUUAUUGUGGUGAGCUUACUUUUAUUAAUUAUGUUUGCUACUUUUAUCCUUUUGGAUUGGUGUAUAGGAAAGAAGGUGGAAAACAUGGUUUUGCAGAAUCCAUACCAGAUCAGCGAAUAACUGUCCUAAAAAUGGAAAAAGCCCCUGUAGAUACAUCAGAUGUGGAAGAAAAAGCUGAAGAAAUAAUUGCCAAAUCUGAGCCUCCAUCAAAUAUGUAUCCUUCACACCAACUGUAAUUAUUGAUGCCUUCCUAUGUGACUUUUAUUCUUAAAGUAAACUUAUCAUCCUCAGAUGAUGUGGGGGAAAAAUUGUAUAUUUGAGUAGACCUAUACUUAGUUUACUCUAUGCAUUGUGCUGGCAAAAUUCUCAGCAAGUUGUUAGAAUAGAAUAUAUGUGAGGGGAAGCUGUGCGCUCAGCCAACGUGCAUCCAAAUAAUGUUUGGCACACCACAAUUCUUAGCAUCACAUGUACUCUGUAUGCCAAAAACAUGAACUCAAAAAGUCAUGAGUCAGUAUUGCUUUAAUAAGGACUAACGUUAAAACUACACGUUUUGCUAGCACUGCCUUUUAAGGUGACUUCCUUUCAUAUAUUUUCCAUGACUGGUGCGCUUUAAAGGAACAUUGUAGAUUAGUGUUCAUCCUAUUUUAAAAUGAAAUAAAUAUUACAAAUAUCCCUGGCUUCCUCUUAGUUUUUAGUGAGAGUGCUGAGUUGAUCCCAUGAAGUCCUGUCCAACGCUUUGCUUUGAGACAGUUGAGCAGGGUUUUGGAAAUGUCUGCACUUGUAAACAUUGGAAUGCAGAAAGGCAGAAGGGGUCUCGUGGUCUCCACAAUUCUAUUUUCCAGCAAUUUUAAUAAACCGUCCUAAAUCUAAAUUAAUAAAAAUGUCUGUUUAUAAGCAUUAGAAAUUAAGAUGCAUGGUACGUUUUUGGGGCUUAACCUUAACUGUCACUAGUGUAUCCAAACCAGUGAUUUGGGCAGAAGGCACUGCACAGAUUGGAGAGGGUUUAGAGAAUGCAUGGGGAGAGCUUGAGGAAUCAGAUGAUGAGGAGGAGGAGGAGGAAGUGGAUCAACAGGAUGAAAUUGCUGCAGUGGCAGAAGAGGAACCAUCUUUGAAAAAGAAAACCAGCAAAGGUGAGUAGUGAUUUAGAUGUUCGCAAGCCCACUAUUUCAGUGGUGACUUUUAUAUAUGCAGAAGGCAGGUAAAAACCCCUUUAUACAGAAAUAGUUUUACUUAUGAGUAAUAAAACCAUUCUUAUGUUCCUCAGAUGAUGUUAUAAUGCUGUCAGACAGCGAAGAGGAUGAAGUCGUAAUAUUACAACCUGAUAAACCAUCACAAACCAGGUAAAUACAAGCACAAACUAAAAUUCAAAUUCUAAAGUGAACUUGGACCCACUGAAUAAAUAUUAUUUAAAGUGAAUUUACAAAAAAGAAAUGUACUAUUUAAUUUUUACUAAUCCCAGGUUACUGUGUGAAAUGUAAUAUUUAAUAUAGGCACUUUCUUAUCUCUCAGGAUACAGGAGCAGGACUUUCUAACAAGCUUUAAUGUAUUCCAAACUAGGUUAAUCUUGAAUCGAUCUGUUUGUUUUGGGCUCAAAUCACGUUCAUGCAAGGGGAAAAAGACUGAUACAAAAUCUAGCCUUUGGUUGAGUCAGAAGGUCCAAAGACCUGUCAAUAAGUGUUUUAGUGGGGUUAGAGAACAGAGGGCAUACAUGAGCCCACUUAAUAGAAGAAAAGCCGUAGGACCACUCAACACCCAAAAAGCACUUCAGUUAACAGAAGCAGUAGAUGCUUGCCUUCUCCCUAUUCCUUACCACAGACCAUCACAAAAGCUCUUUUUAGAUAUACCCCCAAUGAGACAACACGCAGCAAAAAAAAUGAAUGCAUGUUGUCAGUGGGAUUAUAUCCACUAAAUAGUGACCCUCCACCAGCAGUUGUAAACAUUGCAAAACAAAAAAUGUGAAGUGUGUCAUAUCUAAUAUUACUUGGUGUAAUUUUAACAGGAUCACGAUCAAGCACUUUUUGAUUGGGGAAAAAAAAUGAAGCAAGGGAUGCAUGUAUCAUAUAAACUUAUCAUAACAAAGCGAUUGCUUUGCGGACAAAUUUAAAAAUGUUAUUUAUGUAAAUUUGCACCAUUGUUGUUUUUCACUUUUUCGUUCAUUCUUUAUAAAAAUAUUUGGGAAAUGGAAAGCUUUUGAUAGUAUACAGUGUCCUUUAUUUUGCAAUAUUUCACAGAGUUUGACAUACUAGUAUAAAAGCUAAAAUGCAAUUGUUUUGUCACAUACUAUAGAUGUGGCAAAAAAGAUAAAUACAAAUGGUCAAAUAUCUUGCUUGUAGGUAUUUGUAAGGACUGUAUUACUAGCUUUACAGCAUACAUAAAAUUGCAACAGAAUUUAAAAAGAAUGUUUAUAUUAUAUUUAUCAAAUAGAGGGAUUUAAGAAAGCCAUAACAAUCUUUAUCGCUAUCUGGACUGCUAAUCUAAUGUGGACUGGUAGAAAUCAAACACACUCACACUCACUCUUGGCUUUAUCACAUGUCAUAACUUCAAUCUCUCAAAUGCUAUAUUUCUUUUUCAGAAAAGCUGCAGCUGUCGCAGAAAAAGAAUCUGCUAUUCAAAAAAAGACAUCCAGCACGAAUAAGAAAAAAAAGAAAUCCAAUCGAUAGUGUGGUGGAUUAUUUUUCUACACUCUAUAGGAUAUUAGUACCUUGUCUUCUUUGGUUAAAGGAUCCCAGCAAGUGAGAUGUUUCCUCCCUUAAGUGAAGAAUGGGAAAUGUGCUCUGUAUAAGUAGUUCAUUUGUUCUGCAUGUGGCCAAAUUACCGAUACAGGUUUGAUCUCCAAGGACCUUAAACAAGUCACAUUUGGCCUGCUAGGCUUAUGUAUUCAACUAUUGUGUGUAGUUUAUUGCAGUCUUUGCUCUUUCAGCCUGCUGCAUACACUACCCCAAACUCAGUUUAGUUACUAAAUCGUGACUUGUGGUCAGUUAAUAAAGUGAAAAAACAAAAUGAGGAAAUCGAAGGACGAAAAUAAAGCUUAUCUUCUCUUGCAGCGUGGUAUAUCACAGUCAGUCACUGAUUAGAAAAGAUUUGACUAGAGCAGUGAUUCUUUUAGCACUGCCAGUGUUGACUGGACCUAAAUAAAAAAAAAAAUUGGCUGACACUGGAUAUUUGUCAACUAUGUUUCCCUAUUUUCCAAAGUUAGCCAUUGCCAUCUUUAAUGAGACACAAUAGGCAUCAAAACAAUGUUGGCUUAAUGAAGGAGUUUUGGUGUAUAAAUCAUGUCCCUGCAGUCUCACUGCUCAAUCUUCUGCCAUUUAGGAGUUAAAUCGCUUUGUAUAUAAAGCCAUAGUCACACCUCCCUGAAUGUGACUUGCUAAGCCUUCCCAAACACUUCCUGAAAAGUGAGAUUGAAUGUUUUAAACUUCCUUUAUUGCACAGUGUUUAUUUAGAAUUUAUCUCCUGCUCUGUUAAUAGCCUUCUAAACAAUAGAGGAGCCUCCUCUUUAAUUUAGAGGGACACUAGUCAACAGAACAAUUACAGCUUAUUGUAUUUGUUCUGGUGAGUAGAAUCAUUUCCUUCAGGCUUUUUCCUGUAAACACUGUCUUUUCAGUGAAAGAGCAGUGUUUUACAUUACAGCCUAGUGAUGACUAGAUGGCUGCUAAAGCUGAUUCCUUGGGCAGUGCUGCAGAGUAAGCAGCGCUGCCAUUCAGUGUCUCCACCCACUGUAUGCAAACACUGAACUUUCCUCAUAGAGUUGCAUUGAUUCAAUUCAUCUCUAUGAGGAUAUGCUGAUGGGCCAGAGCUAUGUUUGACUUGUGCUGGCUCUGCCCCUGAUCUGCCUCCUUGACAGUCUCAGCCAAUCCUAUGGGGAACCAUUGCAAUUGACUCAGACCACCAUUUCUGCUGAUGUCAGCAGACAGAGGCAGUUCAGAGGCAGCAGCUUCAGACUUGAAUACAAGUAAGAUUUUACUAUAUUUAGUGCUCUUGACUCUAUAGGGUUCGCUUGAAAGUUCAAUAUACAGACAGGAAAAAAACAUUUACAACAAGUUAACAUCUGAUUGAAAAUGAAGAAAAAUUUUCAUGGAGUAGAGUCAUGGCUAGGGCUGCAUGUACAGACAGUAAAAAUGAUUUAACUCCUAAAUGGCAGAGAUUUAAGUAGUGAGCAUGUAAGGGCAUCUAUCCAUAAAAACUGCUUUAUUGUGCUAAAGGUGUUUUGAUCCUUUAACUGAAAGGCUUCCACAUGCUCCAAAUGAUAACACAACUGUAUUAUUACACUGUGAUGUUUUGUAGAAAUCUAUACUGUUUAUAUAAUCUUUAUUUUUGUAAAUUAUCAAAUCCGAUGGGGAGAUAAAUAUGGAUGCUCAGAGUGAACACCAAGUUACGAGCUGAAUUAUAAUAAAGUUUUUGGUAUUGAAAUUCUGCAGCAUGAUUUGCCUAAAUAUUUUAUUGAUGUUUGCUUGUCGUCUAUGCCAGCAAUAAACGAAGACUUUCUUUAUCUACAAGGUAACUUUUCUGACCACAUAAAAUAGGUGGCUGAAUUUAUAGCAACCUGUUAUGAGGUUCAGUGUGCAUUUAAAAAAAAAUAAAAAGAUAUUUUUAUGGAAAUUGCAUCUUAAAGCUAACCUUUUGAGCCAA
Pelobates cultripes (western spadefoot toad) is the source of this 22742-nucleotide messenger RNA. NCBI's taxonomy places the organism in Eukaryota, Metazoa, Chordata, Amphibia, Anura, Pelobatidae. The record is from the annotation of a GenBank genome assembly.